GUGUUCGCCCUGGCAGGAAAGGUUGCUGCCUUGAGUUGAGCUUGAGCGAUUCAAUGCGUCUGAGUUGAACCAAAUCAGCGUAAGUGUCCAUGCAACUUGCAGACCUGCAUAAGACAUGAAGUGGGGUUGCACGGGCGGCGGCCUGCCGCUCUUUAAAAAACAGGCAGCCAACAGCGAACGGAAGAAGAAAAAUACCCCAGUCCCUGGUGGCGCAGGAACUACAAAGCUAGCAAUCUUGCGCGAUGAGAACUCAUCAAUUCCUUGGAAGAAUUAUUGGUUUGCGACACUAUUCGCGCUUCAUGGACGGGCCUUUCCUGUCGUUCCCAUGCUCAUCUACUCGGGCUAUGUCAUAUUGGCUGUCGCGCUCAUAAAGCUCCAUGUCGACGACUUCAACAACUACAAAGAACUUACGGCUCUGUCGUCACCGGUUGAUACUAUUGGACUUGCCCUCUUCCUCCUGCUGACCUUCCGGACGCAAACGGCAUACGAGAGAUGGUGGGAGGGGCGACGGGCCUGGGGAAACAUCAUGGCGACUUGCUGUGAUCUCUGCCGCAUAUCAGAAGCGUACAUCGACGACGGUAUACAGGCGUCGCAGCUCGUCACGUGGACAACUGUCUUUGCUGUGGCGGUCAAGCAGGAUCUGCACUACAGCCGUGACAUGUCAGAGGUGUCGGACAUGCUCUCAAUUGGUGAAAUGCGUAAGAUGCUCACAUGUGAUGACCUGCCGCUGUAUGCCAUCAGGCGCUGCACCCAUGUGCUCCGUGCAAACAUCGACAAGUAUGUUGGGUCGUUGGAGAUCAUGGUCGAGGCUGACAAUCGGUUGAGGACUCUCUUGGACGAGCUUGACAACUGCCUGCGAAUCCGUAACACACCCAUGCCCUGGGCCUACGUGGUGCACCUCAGGGCGUUCCUGAUCUUGUGGCUCUGCUUUCUACCCGUGGCCCAAGUGACCACACUGGGCUGGUACACGAUUCCAAUCAGUAUCGCUGUUGGAUACGAGCUGCUCGGCUAUGAGGAAAUUGGAGUGGAGAUUGAGAACCCCUUUGGCACAGACUUCAGCGAUCUGCCGCUGGAGGGCCUCACAGCCACAAUCGCCGCCAACGCACAGGAAUUUCUGCACUUCAUCCGGGAGCGAGGCAGCCCAGAUGACGGCAAGGGGGAGGCGCCACCCCCUGUCGACAUGGCAGCAGCCAAACACAUGGACCGCGCAAAGAGCGACAUGACUGGGGUGAAGCUGAAGGAGAGGUCUGCAAGCUUCCUGGGGAUAAAACUGAAGGAGAGGUCGAAGUCUCAGAGCGCAAUAGCGGCCGCGCAUGUUCUGCACAACAAGGCGGCGCUGAGCAAGAUGACUGAGCACCAUCAGGAGAGCUGCAGGCAGCCGUUGUAUGACAAGCUGGGAGGGCAACCCGCGGUGAUGGCUGCGGUGGAAAUCUUUUACAAGAAGCUCCUGGGGGAUGUGCGAGUGGCACGCUUCUUCAACAACAUUUCCAUUGAGCGCCUGAAGGUAAGGUUCCUGACAUAUGCGCUGGGGGGCGCGGACGAGUAUGUGGGCAAGGACCCCACGAUCAGUCACCGGCGGCUGCACAACGAGAAGGGCCUGGGAGUGCAGCACUUCUACGUGGUUGUGGGGCACCUGCAGGAUACCCUCCGCGAGCUGGGCGUGUCCGAGGAUUUGAUUGGCGAAACCACAGCAGUCCUGGCUCCCAUGGAGAAAACCUUUGGCUGUGAAUCCGAGCAGCCAUGCGCGCACAAAGUGGACAGGCAGGACUCUGCCAAGGUGGGAUCCCAGGCCUCGGGCGAUGACAAUGCGGGACAGGGCUCUGAUGGCGACAAGAGCGAAGACAAGGCUGAAGCAGAAAGAGACGUGUGCCCCUUCUGAGAGCGCGCCAGCCGGUAUACGCAUCUGCAUGCGCAUGCGCCGCAAAAGGAAGAGCCGAGCAAUAGUUUCUUACUUUGCCAUGCCUGCCCCGUCUUCCAACUCUGUGUUGCUGAGCAAUUUUCUGAUUCUGCAAUGCUUCAAAUCAUUCAUGGGGAGCCAUAAGCGCUUCCUAGUACAGACAAGCACUUCAGAUAUAUCUUAGCGCCGGUGCAACAGCAUGUGAUGAAAUCUUCAUUUGAUGUGAGGCGUGUAGUACGCAUAGCCGGCCGAUUUGUUGCCAAGAGAUUAUCCCCUUCAAGAGUGCUGCACUGCGCUGAAAUUGCUUUGGUCCAGUCCUUCUUAGCGCAGAGCGCACCACAAUUGCAGACCCAAAUAAAGCUGCAGAUCUCCAAUAUAAAUCAAGCACAGGAUUUCCCCUGACCAUUCUCCAGCCAAUGGUUGUGGAAACCAUUGGCUGACUGGGUGAGAUAGGAAUGAGAUGAGACAGCAUACCCAGAGUGUUUUGAGGCGUAUUGCGCUUUCCAUUUCUUGCCAGAACAAUGAGAUUUACUUAACAGAAUGGUUGGCGUAUGAGGG
Molecule: messenger RNA, 2455 nt
Organism: Coccomyxa subellipsoidea C-169
Lineage: Eukaryota; Viridiplantae; Chlorophyta; Trebouxiophyceae; Coccomyxaceae
Product: UPF0187-domain-containing protein
Exons: 15
Coding region: 116-1879 (587 amino acids)
Molecular function (GO): chloride channel activity; heme binding; oxygen binding
Source: RefSeq, a predicted model, not a curated record